Molecule: messenger RNA, 1326 nt
Organism: Anopheles cruzii
Lineage: Eukaryota; Metazoa; Arthropoda; Insecta; Diptera; Culicidae
Exons: 3
Coding region: 1-1236 (411 amino acids)
Source: RefSeq, a predicted model, not a curated record
AUGGCCACACUGCUUUCAUCUAUAAAACGGGCCCCAGUUUUACGCGACUCCAGUAGUUUGUGGCUGCUGACUUGGUUGAAUAAUUACCAGCGGAAAAGUACCAAAAUUAAUGCUAUCGAUUCGUUCAUUAUUGAGCUGAUAGAAAAUAAAACGCUCAAAUGGAAAGUACUCAACAGUCGGCAUCGCGAUGGUCAACCAAAGGUGGCCGAAAGUGGCUUAUCGGAACGGCCGCUUUCCCAGGAACUUAACAAUAUGGGAAGCAUCCAGCGAACUUCUUUCAAAAUAGCCAAAAUUUACAAUGAAAUUACGCAAAACCCGUUAGCAGUAAACAUUAGCUCAAUGGACAUUGCGCAAGUGGACCAUCUCCUCUCUACGGCUUUGGCGGAGCACGAACAUGAGGAUGUGAAUCUGUUACUGGAGCAAUUAAUUCAAUUUAAGAAACUACCAUCGCCUCUAGUGCUGAACAAACUGCUAAAGUAUGUAGCAAGCAACGGCGAGAAGGACAAAUUAGAACGUUUGAUCGUGCUCGCAGUUGCCCAAGGCGCUCCGUGCAUAACACCGAUUCAGAGGUUCGAGCACUACCGCGCCUUAUGCCAAUGGAAAAUGGGAAAUACUGUGAAAUCGCUGGAAACUUAUCGUCAAAUUGUUGAAAAAUGCGACCUUGACGAGAUGCCAGUUAUUGAUCGUAUUAUGGUGGAAAUAAUCGACGAAACAAUUGAUAAAAAAAGCGAAGCCGCGUUACUGGCCGUGAUGAGAUUGUGCGAAUUCUGUUUAGAAGAACAUCGGCACGUGUUUCCUAUUUGCCACUUGUGGGAUAAAAGCUUCCACAGCAUAUGGCACAGUGAUCAGGAGUUGUCGAGAACCUUGUUCGAUCGGCACGUCGCCAUACGGGCAGUUAUCAGUAAAAGGAUUGGCCAUCUUUGCUACUCGUUACUGCUGGACAACAACACCGAAAAGGUCUACCAACUUAUGGAGAUUUUUCUGAAGCAUGAUAUGAAGCCCGAGUGUACAUCAAUCCUCAUUCGUUUGUUCGACUACCAGUAUUGGCGAAAAAACCUACGAGGUUGUUCCGAAAUUAUGCAGAAUGCUGUUGACUUGAACAUAAUGUUGCCCGAACUUUACAACCAUCGUUUGCUGGAACUACUGUUAGGCCGCUCUUCGGUUACUUCGACUUCAUCCAGCACACCGAAAAAGACUGCAGUGCUCAAACCAAGAAAAUACGAACUAAAAUUCUAGUUAUAGUACUGACUAAGGUGUGCGUAAGGAGGUUCAAAAAGUGUAAGAUGUUGGCAGAACAUGCCGUAUGUAGUUGAAAAUGCGAUUUAG